Molecule: messenger RNA, 2331 nt
Organism: Solea solea (common sole)
Lineage: Eukaryota; Metazoa; Chordata; Actinopteri; Pleuronectiformes; Soleidae
Gene: txnipa
Product: thioredoxin interacting protein a
Exons: 6
Coding region: 107-1294 (395 amino acids)
Biological process (GO): protein transport
Cellular component (GO): cytoplasm
Molecular function (GO): ubiquitin protein ligase binding
Source: RefSeq, a predicted model, not a curated record
UUGUUUACAACUCAGUUCGGAGGAGAACGUCGUCAGUAACGGUACAUUAACCACAUUAUCGUGAAUUAUUUCUCACACAAGUCUUCCACGUCUCUCAGCUGCAGUCAUGGUGGCUAUGGCGAAGAGGCUCAGAACCUUCAGAAUCACUUUCCUGGACCCCAGUAAGACAUUCUACUGCGGCGGGGAGCGAGUGUGUGGCCACAUCGAAGUGGAAGUGAACGAAGUGACGCGCGUGUCCGCAGUGAAGGUCCAGGCUCGCGGCUGCGCUAAAGUGGACUACGCGAAAGGCAAACAGCGGUGCAAACAGGAGGCCGAGUACCUGCGCCACGAAGAGGUCCUGCGGCUGGACGAUCAACCGACAGAUUCCGAUGGAUCUGUGCUCUUGAGGCCUGGCAACAAAUACGAUUAUGCCUUUGGAAUUGAUCUUCCGAGCAGUGGGUUGGUGUCAUCUUACAAAGGGAAGUUUGGGUAUGUCCAGUAUUUUGUGAAGGCCCUGUUAGAAAGAGCAGACCAGCCCUCACUGGAGUGUAAGAAGCCCUUUGAGGUGGAGGAGCCUCUGGAUGUCAACACCCCAGACCUGCUGUCUCCCACAGGUGGCGCAAAGGAGAAGAAGGUCAACAUCAUGUUCAUCCCCGAUGGCCAGGUGUCGCUGAACGCGAAAAUUGACCGCCGCGGCUUCUGUGAAGGCGAAGACAUCUGCAUCAACGCAAAGUUCGAGAACACCUGCUCCCGCAUCGUGGUGCCCAAGGCCGCCAUCAUCGCCAAGCACAUCUACCAGGCCAACGGCCGCACCAAGGUCUCCCGCCAGAAGCUGUCGGCUGUGCGCGGGAACCACAUCAUCUCUGGCAUGUGUGAUGCCUGGCAGGGAAAGACCAUCCGGGUGCCUAAGAUUAAACCAUCAAUGCUGAGCUGCAACAUCAUCCGUGUGGAGUAUGCGCUGAUGAUUUAUGUUCACAUCCCUGGAAGCGAGAAGCUGAUCCUGGAGCUGCCGCUGGUCAUCGGGACGUCGGGUCUUGGCAGCCGCUGCAACAGCAUUAGCAGCCAGGAGGGUUCGGUCAGUAACGCCUCUCAGAGCUGGGUGUCCCUCAGGUUGCCCUCAGACCCGCCGAGCUACACCGACAUAACUCACGACUGCCGCCUGGAACAGCCCCUCACGCCACUGCUGGAUGACUUUGACGGAGAUGAGAGUCCGAUCUUCAUGAACUCGCCGUCCUUCACCUUCCCUCCGCCUCCGGUGUACACUGAGACCGAGGAGGAGUACAACGGCGCUGGCCGCAUGCUUCCAGUCUGCUGAAGCCUUUACAGGAAGUGUGAAACUUCUGGUCCCUAUUCUCAGGGACUGUGUAUUUUGAAGAGCGUUAAGCGUUUAGAGGAACAGAAAGUCCCCAAACUCAGAGAUGUGUUGGCUGGAGAAGUAAAGUCAGGACCAUAGAGUUGGACAGGAGGACGCUUGCCUGGUCUUUCAGGCUGUCUGCAUCGCUACAUCACACAUGCUGAUCUUCCGCUGCACCUCCUCCUCCUGAUGGUCUUCAGGUCGCAGACGUGGAGGUGUAUUCAUUUCUGGAUGGAGCUGUUCCUUCCAAGACACUCAGACUGAUAGAGUCUUGCUGUUUGUUCACAGCCAAGUUUAUAAUUGUGAACGAGAAACUGGGGGCCAAGUGUUGUAUGUGUCAGCCCCACGGCCUGCUGUGUCAUCCUUGCUUCUUGGGGUUUGCUUUCUUAUGAUGAUUUUUGUCAUUCCAGCUAAGGUCUCCGUUUGUCGGGUUUCUUUGAGGAACCUUUGUUACAAAUGUUGCCUUUUGAGAUGUGAGGCGUGUUGAGGAAAUGGACUCUCACGCUGCAUCAAGAUUACUCAUGUACCAAUAUUUGAAAAAGAAAAGAAUUGGUUUCUCCCAUGUUUUUUUGCACUUUUUGUGAUAGUUGCGUUCAUUUUGAGAUACUGCCUACAUGAGAUUAUGUUUGUUUGGUUUGGACAAUGUUUAUCUUGUAGCGCGUUUGGUCAUCUCACUGAACUUUUCAUAGCUCAGUUUGGUGAUCAGAUGUAAGUUCUCGUAAAGUGCCAAACAGCAUUUAUACGCGGCACACGUGCGAUCUGAUGUCGCUCCUCACGUGAGGAUAAUCGUUGUAUAUUGUAAAGAAAUCUGCAGUUGUCCCGGACAACAUUUAACUGUGAGAUCUCCUCCUCCUCGCUUGGUUUCACGUCUUCCGGUUUUUUUUUCAGGGCGCAAAGAAAAAUCACUGUAUGUUUGCAAUGCAUCCUUGAUACUUCAAAGUAUUUUUGUAUGACACCCUAUGGGUUAGUUUUAUAAUAAAGACAUGUUGAAAACAAAA